UCUGGCCUUUCAGCGCAACUGCGGCAACUUUCUCCUUCGCCAACCCACACCUCUUCGCCUUGCGCUUUUGUCGCAAUCUGGUAACAAAGAGUAAUCCGAAAUCACGCGAUUGCUCGAAUUGAAUCUUUCUCCGUCUGGUACCUUCACCAGAUCUUUUUUCGCCUGCUUCUCUCAACGUUUCCGGACACGCGAACGGAAAAUUUGACGACCGCCAGCUCAGUCUUUCACAGUGCAUUGAGACGGGUCUCUUUGAAUUUCACGACUAUUGCUACGUACUUCAAGAAAUAAAAUUAGUGACUCUUUAACGAUGAUGAAUCCUUAUAUCAGCUGGGCUCUCCUGCUUGUAGUGGCAGGUGGCCUUGGAUGGUACUACAACGGCCCCUCUCCUAAGGUCAAGGCCCCGAUCAAGGCAUUCACAGAGAAAGUCGAGAGUGUUCCGGCUGUGAAGAAACAGAAGCGGAAGACGAAGAAGUCCUCGGAAGCCUCCCCCGCACCCAGCAAAUCCGUUGAGGAGCAGCCUGCAGCUCAGACUACGGGCUCGCAGGUUGAGGAGCAGGAUGAGGAGAUUGACCGAAAGGAGUUGGCCAAGCGCUUCAACGCGGUGAAGAACGGUAUCCCGGCUCAAACCAGUGCUCCUACCAGCAAGUCUGCCAAGAAGAAGAAGAGCAAGGGCGCCCUCCCCCAGCUCGAAAACGACGAGCGCUCGGCUUCUCGUGUCUCCACCCGCACUUCGUCUACCACUGGUGCUGAUGCCGACGACGACCUGUCUCCCGCUGGCUCCCCCGUUGUGAACGCCACUGUUCCUUCCGCUGGUUACAUCUCCGACAUGCUCGAGGCUCCGGCCCCUGGUGCUUCCGUUCUCCGCGUUACCGGCGCCGCACCGGCUGAGGCUCAGAAGAAGAAGGCCCAGUCUUUCAAGCAGGUCGAGACCAAGAAGCAGCGCCAACAGCGACUAAAGAACGAGGCCCGUAAGCAGCAAGUCCAGGAGGCUGAGGAGCAGAGACGCAAGUUGCUCGAGAAGCAGCUCCACACGGCCCGCGAAGCUGAGCGUCGCGAGGCGGCCAAGUUGACUCCUACUGCACCCCAGACCAACGCCUGGCAGACCAAGGCUGCUCCCAGCGCCACCAACGGUACUUCUCAGCCCGCCGUGGCCCCCAAGGUCGAGCUCUUGGAUACGUUCGAGCCAGUUGCCGCCACUUCCAAGCCUGUCAAGGAAUGGGAUCAGGGUCUUCCCUCCGAGGAGGAGCAGAUGCGCCUUCUGGGUGCGGAGAACGGUCAGGAUCAGUGGACCACCGUCUCCAGCAAGAAGAUCAAGAAGAAGAGCGGAAAGACGGACGAGAGCGAAGUCAGUGCUUCUGAGAGCCAGCCCACCCCUGCUGCUCCUUCUCCCGCCCCCGUGGAGCCCAAGGUAAAGGUGACUCCCACCUAUCUCCCCGACAUCCUCCGCUCCAACCAGAAGGGACACCCUCUCGACUCCGACUGGGCUGCCUAAGCAAGUCUCUUUCCGGGGCAGAGGAUGCAAUCUCGGUUUUGUGCAAGAUG
Molecule: messenger RNA, 1542 nt
Organism: Aspergillus aculeatinus CBS 121060
Lineage: Eukaryota; Fungi; Ascomycota; Eurotiomycetes; Eurotiales; Aspergillaceae
Exons: 2
Coding region: 308-1492 (394 amino acids)
Source: RefSeq, a predicted model, not a curated record